Capsicum annuum is the source of this 2597-nucleotide messenger RNA. Its product is annotated as COBRA-like protein 10. Gene Ontology annotation, biological process: cellulose microfibril organization. Gene Ontology annotation, cellular component: membrane. Bases 314 to 2308 code for a protein of 664 amino acids. The record is from RefSeq and is a predicted model, not a curated record. The transcript has 3 exons. Lineage: Eukaryota; Viridiplantae; Streptophyta; Magnoliopsida; Solanales; Solanaceae.
AGUUUUAUUACAUUUGUAUGAAUUCUCCGCAUGAAUAGCUAAGAUCAGAGGAAGAGAGCAAAGUUGAAGAGGUCUUACAAUCCUCUCUCUAUUAUUAACUCAAUAUUUUUCUUCUUCUUUUGUCCUCCAAUUUUCCUCCUGCGCGCGCCGUUGUGUCCUCUAACACAACGGCAUCAGCAAGGAGGUGAUAAAAUCUGCCGGGUUGCCGGCAUUUUCCGCUUCCAUCUUCUCCUCCUGUUUGUGAAUGUGAUCCAAAAUACCCAAACAUUAAACAAAAAGACCACAUUUAUACGCCCUCCGUGAUUGAUUAAAAAUGCAGAUACCAUGGAGGAAUAUCUCUUGGGUUAUUAUUUUGGUUGUUAUAUUUGCGCACUACUUCCAAUCAUGUAACGGGCAGGAUUAUGGCGAAGAGGAAACCAAACUGGCAGCACCGCCACCAGAGCAAGACAAUUGCAAUGGAAUUUUCAUUACGUAUAGUUUUGAAGGACGACAGAAGGUGUAUCCAUUGGUAAAAAAUGUAUCAGCACAAGCAUGGUCAUUUAAAUCCAUGUUAACCGUAAUGAAUACAGGGAUUAAUGAGCUAAAGUCGUGGAAAGUCUUCGUGGGAUUUCAGAAUAAAGAGCUGUUAAUAUCCGCGGAUGGAGCUGUUGCAAUGGAUGGCGAUGGAUUUCCUGUUAAAGUUGGUAAAAAUGGUACAACAUUGGCGGGAUAUCCACAAUCCGAUUUGAAAACAGCAAUUGAUACCGCGGGGGAUUUUACGCAGAUGGCUGCUCAGAUAAGUAUAAAGGGGACACAAUUUGGUCUUAGCGAGAAAACAAAUCCAAUGCCUUCAACUAUUAAGCUUGUUAACGAAGGAUAUAAAUGCCCUGCUCCUAAGCGCUACAAAACAUACCAACAGGUAUGCUGCUCGAGGGAUCCUAAAUACAAGCCCAAGAAUGUGACCACCAAGUUCAUGCCGCGUAGUUAUGGAGACCUCUCCAUAACUUACGAUGUUCUAUCAGCCUUCACGAACAGGUACCAAGCCCAAGUUACAAUUGACAAUCUCAAUCCUUUGGGUCGACUUGAUCACUGGAACUUAACGUGGGAGUGGAUGAGGAACGAGUUCAUUUACAGCAUUAAAGGUGCACAUACUCAUAAAAAAGACCCUUCUGAAUGCAUUUAUGGACCUCAAGGACAAUAUUACAAGGAUUUCGAUUUCACUACUGUGAUAAAUUGCCAAAAGAAACCAAUCAUUUCCGAUUUGCCUAGGGAGAAAGCCAACGAUGAUAAAAUGGGCAAGUUGCCGUAUUGUUGCAGAAACGGGACUCUAUUGUCACCUGUCAUGAAUGAAACAGAAGCAAGGUCCAUUUUUCAGAUGGAAGUUUUCAAACUUCCUCCUGAUAUGAAUAGAACCGCCUUAAAUCCGCCUCAGAACUGGAAAAUCAACGGUAUAAUGAACCCGGCUUAUACAUGUGGACCGCCAGUCAGAGUUGAUCCAACAGGAUUCCCUGAUCCUCAAGGAAUUGGAAUUACUACUGCUGUGGCUACCUGGCAAAUAACUUGUAACAUAACUACCCCGAAGCCUAAACAAGCCAAAUGUUGUGUUUCUUUCUCCGCGUAUUAUGCUGAAUCUGUUAUCCCUUGCAACACUUGUGCAUGUGGAUGUGAACAGACAGCAAAAUGUGACGCGAACAGAAAGCCUCUACUUCUUCCUUCACAAGCGCUUCUCAUCCCUCCUGAAAAUAGGACAAAAUUGGCGAAAGCUUGGAGCCAUUUAAAACAUCUUGGCGCUUUGCCUAGUAAACUACCUUGUCCUGAUAAUUGUGGAGUGAGUCUCAAUUGGCAUUUAGAUAGUAACACCGAGACCGGAUGGACUGCACGAAUAACUCUCUUCAACUGGGGAGAUUACGCGUAUGAAAACUGGUUUUCCGCUAUCCAAAUGAAGAAAGAUUUCGCUAAGGGCUACGAAAAUGUUUACUCAUUCAACGGUACAAAACUAACUAAUCAAAGGAACAACACUAUCUUUAUGCAAGGUUUACCUGGUUUGAAUUUCUUGGUAGGAGAGGUUAAUGGAAGUGAUCCUAAUAAUGAUCCAAGAAUACCUGGAAAACAACAAUCAAUCAUAUCAUUCGUAAAGAAGCAUACACCGCGUAUUAACAUCCAAGGUGGCGAUGGAUUCCCUUCUAAAGUGUUCUUCAACGGAGAAGAAUGUGCGCUUCCACCAGAGUUUCCUAAAAGUACUGCAGCAUUCAAGUCCCAGUUUGGUCUUCUACCGGCAGUUUUGCUUGCGCUCUUCACUUUUCUUCUUUUGACGGAUGGGUUACACUGAUCAUCACUCUUACCUGACGGUUUCUCUAGAGGCAAAUGGUCAUGAAAAGAUGGGAGCAGUAAGGGGAGAAAAAACAGGAAAAUUAAAGUGACCAUCACAUGAAUCUGAAGUUGAAGAGUAUUGUAAUCAAGUUGUGACAGCAAAAGUUGUAUGAUGAUAGCUCGUAUGUAUUGCCUUAGAAUUUAUAUUCCAAUGAAAACUCCAUCAUCUUUUUUCAAUUGUUUAGUGAACUUUGGGUGAUGAAAUCUAGUUGUUUGUUGUGUAUGAUUACUCAAUUUUUGAGAGUUCA